CAAGAUAAAAUUUUGGUUCCUGAUUCUGGACCAGCAAUGGCGAAACCUCAGGUGGCGGUGGCUCCUGUGGUAAUCUCAAAAUUGUCUGCGAACGCACCUGAGUUUUAUCCCUCAGGAUACAAUCUGAACUUUGCAGAGUCUCCCUUUGAAGAUGGAUGUGAUAGCUAUCUGACUUUGACGGAGUAUGUACAAGAUUUCCUAAAUCACCUCACUGAGCAGCCGGGUUGUUUUGAAACUGAAAUAGAGCACUUUGCUGAAACACUGAAUGGCUGGGUAAUUACAGAUGAAGCUUUGCAAGAACUCGUGGAACUCAUCUAUCAGCAGGCCACAUCUGUCCCAAAUUUUUCCUACAUGGGAGCACGGUUGUGUAAUUAUUUAUCUCACCAUCUAACCAUUAAUCCACAAAGUGGAAACUUCCGACAGUUGUUACUUCAAAGGUGUCGAACAGAGUAUGAAAACAGAGAUCAAGCUGCAAAAGGAGAUGAAAUUACUCGAAAACAGUUUCAUGCUUUUGUGCUUUUCUUAGCUGAACUUUAUCUUAACCUAGAGAUAAAGGGAACAAAGGGACAAGUAACACGAGCAGAAGUUCUUCAAGCUGGCCUUUGGGAAUUACUAAAUGCUCUCUUCUCUAAUCCUGUGGACAGCAACCUGAUAUGUGCUGUGAAACUGCUGAAGUUGACAGGUUCAGUUUUAGAAGAUGCUUGGAAAGAAAAAGGGAAGAAUGAAAUGGAUGAAAUGAUUCAGAGAAUUGAAAAUGUUGUGUUGGAUGCAAAUUGCAGCAGAGAUGUGAAACAGAUGCUUCUGAAACUAGUAGAGCUCCGAUCAAGUAACUGGGGUAGAGUUCAUGCAACUUCUCCAUAUAGAGAAGCUACCCCUGAAAAUGACCCAAACUAUUUUAUGAAUGAGCCAACAUUUUACACUUCCGAUGGUGUUCCUUUUACUGCAGCAGAUCCAGGUAUGUCUUAAGCUUAGUUCACUUGUCUUCUCACUCUUAGGAAAGCUGAAAUU
Messenger RNA from Tinamus guttatus (white-throated tinamou), 1008 nucleotides. The record is from RefSeq and is a predicted model, not a curated record. Lineage: Eukaryota; Metazoa; Chordata; Aves; Tinamiformes; Tinamidae.